GUACGGAUGCACCACUUCAGUGUAAACCAUUUUCAAGGAAAACAAAGAAUUCGAAUAGCCAUUUGCUUCGAAAUUCGAAAAGAACUCUUAUCCAUUCGAAAUUCCAUAGAGAAUUCUGUUUUCCCCAUCUUUUAUCUCUCCCUAUAUUUCAGCCUAUUUUCCCACAUCCCCAUAUUCUUGAAUUCCCACUUUUCUUUCUUGCAUUGUUUCAUCCUCUUUCUCUCCCUUUCUUUCUCUCAAAACCCUCAAACACUAUACUUUUUAGACAUGAUGAACGAAGAAGACAAGAACCAAGAAAUUGACAGGAAGAGAAAGCACAUAAACACCAACAACAACAACAAUCAAGAUUUCACAUUCACAAACACAUACCAUCAAGAAUUUGACGAUGAGCUUGAACUUUCGCUUUCUUUACCUAGGCAAAAAUCGUCAUUACUAUCGUCAUCGUCAUCGUCACCACCAUCACCGUCACCAUCACCACCAGCACCACCAUCUCCAUCACAACUAUCAAUGCAAGCCCUUUUAGCCCAAAACCCAUCUCAACUUCCUCUUCAACUCCCUCCUUCACACCCUCUUUACAUGCCUUUCAUGUCUCCGCUACCGUCACCACCACAACACGAGUCUUUAACAUCAACAACUCCAUUGGUGUACCGUCAAGAGAGUACUCCUGCCCCCAUCUUGUCCCGCCCUUCACGUGCUCGUCGUAACUCGACACAGGCCCCACGUGACGGGAAGAGUGACACUGUGCCGGCCCCCUUCCCGUGGGCCACAACGCAUCGUGCUACAGUGCAUACUAUCGAUUACUUGCUGUCCAAGGAAAUAGUUUCCAUCACUGGUGAAGUGCAAUGCAAGCGUUGUGAGCAUCAGUAUGAGAUGGAGUUUGAUCUCAAAGAAAAGUUCAUUGAAAUUGGAAGCUUUAUAGCCGAUCACAAAAACACCAUGCGUGAUAGGGCCCCAAGUGUUUGGAUGAAUCCAGUUCUUCCAACUUGCAAGUUCUGUAAUCAAGAAAAUAGUGUGAAGCCGAUUAUUGCUGAUAAGAAGAAGGAAAUCAAUUGGCUUUUUUUGCUUCUGGGACAAAUGCUAGGUUGCUGCACGCUUGAGCAGUUGAAGUAUUUCUGCAAACACACCAAGAAUCACCGAACUGGUGCCAAGGAUCGAGUUCUUUAUCUCGCAUAUCUUGGAUUGUGUAAACAACUUGACCCAGAUGGCCCUUUUGAUCGAUAAGAAUUUCAGUAUGUAUAUUGGGGGCUAGGCUGCAAUCUCUUUUUUUUUCAAUGUUUUUUGGAUUUUCUGGGCUACCCUUUUUUGUGCAAGAAAUUUGGCUAUUGUAAUCUUCUGUAUUGAAUGAUUCAAUUGCCAUGCAGUUGCCAUGUCUAAUUCAA
Quercus lobata is the source of this 1379-nucleotide messenger RNA. RefSeq names its product probable serine/threonine-protein kinase DDB_G0291918. Bases 7 to 1221 code for a protein of 404 amino acids. The record is from RefSeq and is a predicted model, not a curated record. Lineage: Eukaryota; Viridiplantae; Streptophyta; Magnoliopsida; Fagales; Fagaceae. The transcript has a single exon.